Molecule: messenger RNA, 2241 nt
Organism: Salarias fasciatus (jewelled blenny)
Lineage: Eukaryota; Metazoa; Chordata; Actinopteri; Blenniiformes; Blenniidae
Gene: utp4
Product: UTP4 small subunit processome component
Exons: 16
Coding region: 104-2083 (659 amino acids)
Biological process (GO): maturation of SSU-rRNA from tricistronic rRNA transcript (SSU-rRNA, 5.8S rRNA, LSU-rRNA)
Cellular component (GO): small-subunit processome; 90S preribosome; t-UTP complex
Molecular function (GO): RNA binding; protein binding
Source: RefSeq, a predicted model, not a curated record
UGCUCUUCCGGUUCAGAGGUCACAACGUGGUACUAUGAUGUUUUGAAGCGUGUCUUUUUUUCCAAUAAAGUUUGGACCCUGUGAAGGACAACAGCAGUGCAUCAUGGGAGAGUUCAAAGUGCACCGUGUCCGGUUCUUCGACUACAUGCCCAGCGCGAUCCGAGCCAUGGCGUUCCACGACCCGACGGAGCAGCUGGCGCUGGCCCGGGCCGACGGAGCCGUGGAGAUCUUCAACUUCUCUGACAACUACUUCCAGGAGAAGGUGAUCCCGGGCCGGGACGGCAGAGCCAUCGAGGCGCUGUGCUGGGCGGGGCGACGGCUCUUCAGCGCCGGGCUGAACGGAGAGGUGACGGAGUACGACCUGGAGACCCUGAGGCCCCGCUACAGCCUGGAGGCCUACGGCGGCCCCGUCUGGACCCUCAGCUGCAACAGACAGGGGACGCUGCUGGCGGUGGGCUGUGAGGACGGGACGGUGAAGGUGUUUGACGUCCUGCCGGAGAAGAUCCAGUUCCAGAAGAACCUGGACCGGCAGAAAGGCCGCAUCAUGUCCCUGUCCUGGCACCCCGACGGGACCCGCAUCGCCGCCGGCACGAUGGACAUGGUCCGGAUCUUCGACGCCGAGACGGGCGGCGCCACGCGGCGCCUGCUGGUGGAGCGCGGGCCGGGCGCGGCCAGGAGCCGGGAGGUGGUGGUCUGGAGCGUGGUCUUCCUGUCCGACGGCACCGUGGUCAGCGGGGAUUCGGCGGGGAAGGUGCAGGUGUGGGACUCGGCCACCGGGACCCUGGUUCAAACCCACCCGGUCAGCAAGUGGGACGUCCUGGCCCUGGCGGCGUCCCGCGACGAGAGCAGCCUGCUGGCCGGCUCCUCCGAAGGCCUGGUGGUCCAGUUCCAGCUCCUGGCGCCGGCGGCGGGGCGGCAGGAGAGGCAGUGGGUUCGAACCCGGACCUUCAGGAACCACUCGCACGACGUGCGCGCGCUGGUGCACAGCGACACCGCCGUGGUGUCCGGAGGGAUGGACACUCAGCUGGUGGUGCGCCCUCUGCUGGACAAAGUGGAGAAGAACACGCAGGAGAGCGCCAUGCGUAAAAUCAUGUUUCCACAUAGGAGUCUGGUCCGGUGUGUGAAGAAGGCCGGGCUGCUGCUCUUCCAGUUCUCAGAUCACUUGGAGCUGUGGAGGCUGGGAGACAGCGACGCACUCGGAAAACCUGGAGAGCGUCUGCCUGUGAAGAGGAAACCAGAGAAGCUGCUGCAGCUCAAGAGGAAGGGGGAGGAUCACAUCUGCUGCAGCUCUCUGUCUCCAUGUGGAAGCUGGCUGGUUUACUCCACUGUGUCGUCCGUACGGCUGUACCGACUGCAGAGAGACACACACAACAUGAGCCUCCACAAGGUGUCCAGGCUCCCCAGGGAGCUCCGCUGUGUGCAGCAGCUCUGCUUCUCCUCAGACUCCUCCAGGCUCUUCGCCUCCUCGUCUCAGUCGUCCGUCGUCGUCGUCGCUCUGAACCAGCAGGAGGUCAAACACCUUCACACCCUGAGACCGAAGGCGGGCUCCUCCCAGCCGGUCCACCUCCUGUCUCCCAGUGAGGACGGGAAGUGGCUCGCCACGGCGAGCACCGACGGUCAGAUCCACGUCUACGACCUGCACAAGCUGAAGCUCCACUGCACGCUGCCGGUGCACAGCUCCUGCCCCACCGCCAUCGCCAUCCACCCGACCACCUGCUGCCUGAUCUCGGCGCACGCCGACCAGCAGGUGUUUGAGUUCUCCCUGCUGCAGAAGGAGUACACGGCGUGGAGCCGUGCGCUGCAGAAGCAGGGCCUCCACCCGGCCUGGCUGCACCGGGACACGCCCGUCACACACAUCACCUUCAACCCCGGCAACGCCGCGCACGUGCUCAUGCACGACGCCUUCAUGUUCUGCAUCAUCGACCAGAGUCUGCCGCUGCCUGCAGCUCAGACGAAGCUCCUGAACCAGAUGACCCUGAAGAGUCUUCCUGCCGCCGACAGACUCAGACAGAGCCACGCCUUCAAGAUCUGCAAGAACUUCCAGAUGUUCAGCUGCUCUUCAGUCCCUCAGUUCUCCAUCUGAUCUGAACCUUCCCCGAGGGUCAUAAGCACCUCCUGUGCGUGGACCUGCUGGAUGAGCGCUCCCUGGUGGUGGUGGAGCGCCCCCUGCUGGACAUCCAGUCCCAGCUGCCUGCUCCCGUCAGGCAGAAGAAGUUCGCCACAUAAAGUGUUUUUUCUAAG